AUGGACGACGACAACCCUUUUCAAUCAAAAAAUAACCCAAAAAUGGCAGAACUCUUUAUGGAAUGUGAAGAAGAAGAGCUGGAACCAUGGCAGAAGAAAGUAGAAGAAAUUCUGGAUGAAGAUGAUGAUGAGCUGAUUUUUGUUGGAGAGAUAUCAAGUUCAAAACCAGCCAUUUCAAAUAUUUUGAACAGAGGUAACCCCAGCUCAUCUUCAAAGGGAAUAAAGAAUGAGACACUCACUCAAGGUGUUACUGAUCCAUUCAAGCCUACAAGUCAACACUGCAAAGAUCCAACAUCAAAUCCAGUGGCUGCCUUGCCUAGAUUUCAUCCUGAAUCUAAAUCUUCACAGAAUUCUGUUAUUGUUCAGAACGUGUCUAAACCUGAUUUUACAAAGAAUUCAUUACAAGUUGAAUCGGAUGAUUCUUCAGACUUACUAUUUGACUUGACCCAGGAUACAAUUCCACUGUCCCAAGAGGGAUCAACAAUUUAUAUAGAAGGUAUAGAUCAAACUCUGCCUAUAUUAAAACGUUCUUCUGCCUCUAAAGUAAACAGUGUUACUCCAAAAAAGCCAAAGACCAGCGAAAGUGUUUCUGAAAUAAGUCCUUGUGCUUCACUGUCUCUAACUAACUCUCCUCCAGUGACAUCUUCCCAUGUUAUGAUAUCAAAAGGUACAAAUACCUCAUCAGCUCACUAUAAAACUGGAACACCUUUUCUAAGAUCUUGUCCAAAGUGCAAUGUAAAGUUUAAUCUUCUGGAUCCUUUGAAAUAUCACAUGAAGCGUUGUUGUCCAGACAUGGUAAACAAAUUUUUGGAAAUGAUUAAAGCAGAACUUGCAAUUACUGAAAAUAAAAAGACUGGUGCAGAGAAAGGAAAAUUGAUCAUGUUAGUUAGUGACUUUUACUAUGGAAGACAUGAAGGAGCUGUUGAUGAUGAACAGAAGACUUACACAACCUUUAAAUGCUUCAGUUGCUUGAAAGUUCUUAAAAACAAUAUUAGGUUUAUGAACCACAUGAAGCACCAUUUGGAACUUGAGAAGCAGAACAGUGAGAGCUGGGAAAACCACACCACCUGCCAGCAUUGCUACCGUCAGUACCCCACACCAUUCCAGCUGCAGUGUCACAUUGAGAGUACACACACUCCCCAUGAGUUUUCUACUAUUUGUAAAAUCUGUGAAUUAUCAUUUGAAACAGAACAUGCUCUUUUGCAACAUAUGAAGGACACUCAUAAACCCGGUGAAAUGCCAUAUAUUUGCCAGGUGUGCCAGUUUAGAUCAUCAACAUUUUCUGAUGUAGAAAGUCACUUUAGAACAUCCCAUGAAAACACUAAGAACUUGCUAUGUCCAUUUUGCCUCAAAGUUAGUAGAAUGGCAACUCCCUACAUGAAUCAUUACAUGAAGCAUCAGAAAAAAGGAGUUCAUCGUUGUACAAAAUGCAGACUGCAAUUUUUGACCUGCAAAGAGAAACUGGAUCACAAGACCCAGCAUCGGACCUUUAUAAAGCCUAAAGAGCUAGAAGGAUUGCCUCCUGGUACAAAAGUCACUAUUCGAGCCUCAAUUGGACCGCUUCAUUCAAAACCAGUUACAUCAUCUCCCAGUAGUAGUGUUCCAAGCACUUCUUCUUUUCAGCUCUCACCUGCGAAGUCUAAAAGUAUAACUGCUAAAAAUUCCACAAAAUCUAAUACAAGUAAAUCUAAGACAAGUAAGCUUCAUGGAACUAAACCUCAUACCAGUAAGCGAGGUAGAGGUGCAUCUAAAUGCAAGACUAAAACCUCUUACAAGCAAAAGAAACAACGUAACAGAAAGAAUAAAAUCAGCAUGGCUUUGAAGAACUUAAGGUGUCGUCGGGGAGUUCACAAGUGCAUUGAGUGUCAUUCCAAAAUAAAAGAUUUUGCAAGCCACUUUUCAAUAUAUAUCCACUGUAAUUUUUGCAAAUACAACACUAACUGUAACAAAGCCUUUAUAAAUCACAUGGUGAGCUCUCAUAGCAACCAUCCGACUAAACGGUUUUAUAUUUUUAAGAAGCAUUCUGGAACUCUCAGGGGCAUUACUCUCGUGUGCCUUAAAUGUGACUUCCUAACUGAUUCUUCUGGUUUAGACCGUAUGGCUAAACACUUGUGUCAACGUAAAACUCAUACUUGCCAAGUUAUAAUAGAGAAUGUUCCCGAAAGUACCUCAACUUCUGAACCCGAUUCUGAACCCACUUCUGAACCCAAUUCUGAACCCACUUCUGAACCCAAUUCUGAACCCACUUCUGAACCCAGUUCUGAACCCACUUCUGACCGCUUGUUGAAAUAG
Neomonachus schauinslandi (Hawaiian monk seal) is the source of this 2292-nucleotide messenger RNA. It is a transcript of the gene ZNF280C, whose product is annotated as zinc finger protein 280C. Lineage: Eukaryota; Metazoa; Chordata; Mammalia; Carnivora; Phocidae. Gene Ontology annotation, molecular function: RNA polymerase II cis-regulatory region sequence-specific DNA binding; DNA-binding transcription factor activity, RNA polymerase II-specific. The record is from RefSeq and is a predicted model, not a curated record. The transcript has 18 exons. The coding region runs from base 1 to 2292 and encodes 763 amino acids. Gene Ontology annotation, biological process: regulation of DNA-templated transcription.